CAGAUACCGUAUAGUUCAUUAACGAGGGAGCAGUCGGUCGAAAAGUAUCUCACACAGGAGUGAGAAACUCAACACCGAAUACCGACUUUACUGAUGACCAAAUUAAUUAUUUCCGGACCAGAAUUUGUUUAGACGAGAAACACACACAUUGCGCUCUCUGUUGGAAUCCUUGGAACUUUUAUAUUGCCCGUUCGAGGUUCGACAAUGAGUUUCGUGGCUCAAGAUAAUGUAUUUCUGUCUGCUUUGCAGCCCAAUUCCGCCGUCAGCACUUACGCGAUCCCGUCCGAGAUCCAGCUCGGGGGUAAUGGGGGCACCCUGUCGGAUGAGAUGACCCGGGCCAAGCGGGUCCAGCAGCAGGUUGCAAUGCGGCUCGCCGAGAAAACCUCGACGCUUCCCCGACAGAACGGCUCGGCCUCACACUACACCUCCUCAGAAUACGGCGGUUCUUCAACGAUGAAGUACCAGACCUUCAACCCAGGGUUCAGCUCCAAGUCCUACGUCUACACAUCCUCCAGACCUGUCAUGGCACCCAGGGUGGCUCAGUACUCUGGCGGUUUCUCCUCCCGCUCUGCGGUGGAUCUGAGUGGUGGUCAGAGAGUCGCAAUGGGGAGUGGAGGAGGAGGAGGAGGAGGAGGAGGAGGUGGAGGAGGAGGAGGAGCAUACCAGUACCACGAUAACAUGAGUCUGAGCGGGGGCUACCAGGGAGAAGGGGGAUACCAGGGAGGAGGGGGAUACCAGGGAGAAGGGGGCUACCAGGGAGGAGGGGGAUACCAGGGAGGAGGGGGAUACCAGGGAGGAGGGGGAUACCAGGGAGGAGGGGGAUACCAGGGAGAAGGGGGGCUACCAGGGAGGAGGGGGCUACCAGGGAGGAGGGGGCUACCAGGGAGGAGGGGGAUACCAGGGAGAAGGGGGCUACCAGGGAGGAGGGGGGCUACCAGGGAGGAGGGGGCUACCAGGGAGGAGGGGGAUACCAGGGAGAAGGGGGCUACCAGGGAGGAGGGGGAUACCAGGGAGAAGGGGGCUACCAGGGAGGAGGGGGCUACCAGGUACCAUGUUGGAGGAGGAGGGGCCAUGAGGCAACAGAUGACCCGGGCGAUGAGCUGUGCUCCCGGCCCAGACCUAGAGACCAUGUCCCUGCGCUCCGUGAGGCUCCAGAACCUGCCCGCUCAGCCGUCCCCAGUGGCAGCCUGGGUGGCUGCGGACUGCAGUGAUGGGGGCAGCCUGGUCUCGGACCGCGACGCCACCUUCAGGCGCCAGCAGUCUGUCUACAGCACCGUCAAUGGAGGAGCCUACAGCUCAGGGACCCAGAUGAGACAGGGAGGAGAGGAUAUGAUGACGGUACAGCAGCAGCAUUCCUUUAAAGGGCCAGCAUACCGCACCAUCAGCAGAAUCAACAACAGGAACAACAAGAUGUCCAUGGGCUCCAUGUCCGGGGCUUCCACCCUCCCCUCAGGGGGAAGCAGCUACGGCGGUGGAGGGGGAGGCUUCGUCAUGUCCAGGGCUUCCACCCUCCACUCUGGGGGGAGCAACUACGGCGGUGGAGGGGGAGGGUUCAUGAUGGGCCAGAUGUCGUCUGGGUCUCAGGGAAAUCUGAUGAUAAUGCAACAGCAGAGACAGGCCACUCUGCCCAGGACGAUGUCCGUCAAGAGCAUGCACAGUGUCGGGAAGGGCAUGGAUAUCUACGACAGACAGAUGGACAUGACUGGCAGCAUGGGCAACCUCAGCGGGAUCAAUAGCCUGGACAUGCCUACGGCGGUGAGGUACCUGAUUGAGGGGGAUGCUGACCUGCAGGUUCUGGGAGCAGCUUAUAUCCAACACGAGUGUUACAACAACACUGAGGCCAAGAACGAGAUACACCGCUAUAAGGGCAUCCCAGAGCUGGUGAGGCUGUUCAACAGUGAGAACCAGGAGGUGGCUCGCUACGCCACGGGCGCCACCAGGAACCUCAUCUACGAGAACAUGGACAACAAGAUGGCCCUCAUCGAGGCGGGCGGGAUCCCACAACUCAUAGAGGCUCUGAAGGAGAAUGACGACGAGCUACGGAAGAACAUCACAGGUAUUCUGUGGAACCUGUCAUCCAAAGACAACCUGAAGGAGAAACUAGCCAAGGAGACGCUAGCUGAGCUCACAGAGAAGAUCCUGAUCCCACUGUCAGGCAGCGGAGACUCUGAGGUCAUCCAGCAGAGCCCCUCCGAGGUUGACAUCUUCUACAAUACCACCGGAUGUCUCAGGAACCUGAGCUCAGUGAACGAGAAGACCAGACAGAAGAUGCGGGAGACCAACGGUCUGGUCGAUGCCCUGGUAAGAUACAUCCAGGCCUCGCUACAGGACGGCAAGGUGGAGGAAAAGGGAGUGGAGAACUCGGUGUGUGUCCUGAGGAACCUCUCCUAUCAGCUGUACAGUGAGAUCCCGCCCUCGGCCCUGCUACGUCUGGAAGGACCAACCAGAGACCAGGACACCAGCAGGAGUGAAGCUAUUGGUUGCUUCACCCCUCAGAGCAAGAAAGUAAAAAAUAAGAUGAACCAGGACCUGGUUACGUUCACGGAGGUGGCCCGCGUACCCAAGGGUCUGGAGUGGCUGUGGCACCCCCAGGUGGUGGGGCUGUAUAACCGCGUGCUGCAGGCCUGUGACAUUAACUCCACCACCCGCGAGGCUGCAGCCGGGGCCCUGCAGAACAUCACAGCUGGAGACAAGAGAUGGGCCGGGGUGCUGAGUCGUGUGGCUCUGGAGCAAGAGAGAAUGCUUCCUGUGAUGUUGGACAAACUGAGGACCAAUCGUGACCAGGAGCUGAGAUCCCUCACCGGCUUCCUCAGAAACCUGUCACGUCACGCCAAGGACAAGAACGCCAUGGCAAACAAGGCAGUGAACAACCUGGUGGCCAAGCUGCCCACUGACGGCCAGCAGAAGGAGCCGUCCAGCGACGUGGUAGUCAACAUCUGUGGAGCGUUGAACAACCUGGUGACCUGCAGCUCCGUCGCAGCCCGGGACAUCACUUUCUUUGACGGGCUGCAAAAACUGGUGGCCAUCAAGAACUCCCACGACAGCAGCCCUGGGAAGCUGAAAGCAGCCAAAGCAGCAGCCACAGUCCUCUGCAACAUGUUCCAGUACAAGAAGCUGCACAAGGACUACAAACAGAAAGGGUUCACACGACCAGACUUUGCAGACGUGACAAUCUAAAAAAGGAACAGAUGCAAUGUCUCUCGCGCCUUCUGCCAAGUGGCUGGAAACGUAUGUGAACACUUAAGUGGUCAAAGACUGGUCUGUACAACUGAAAACAUUGCUUCUUGGACUACUUCCUACUUAUGGAGUUAGAUGAACUACACCACAGUGCAAGUGACAACAGAGAUGGAACCUGUAUAUUUUAAUAUAAUAUGUAUUCAAUGCUGUAGCUUUGAAUGCUGUAGCUUUGAAUGCUGUAUGUUUGAAUGCUGUAUGUACUAUAUGGUGGAAUCAGGGCCUUUUUUUCUCAAUGCAACAAAUCAGUCUGCUGUAACCAAUAAUGCUAUGACUUGUUUCUCCUCCCUACCCAGCGUUGUUUGGAACAAACCCAAAGAUUUAAGGCCCCAUUUUGUUAACCUGGUCCCAGAUCAGUUUGUGCUGUAUAGCCAACUCUUAUGGUCAUUGUCACAAUACAACACAAAACUGAUCUGGGACCAGGCUAGUAUUUUGUAGUAGGAUGGUUUGCUAUCAAUGGUGCUUUUACUUUUGCUGAAUGGUUGAAUUAUUGAUGUUGUUCAUUGUGUUUUUUGUAUUAGUUUUUGUGUUGUCUGGGGUUUAUUUCUCAGACAAAACCAGAGUAUCACUGAAAGUUAUAAUGAGUUAUAAAUUAAAACGGAAUGUAUGUUUUUAUGGAUGUGUGGAAAAACUGAACUACUGACACCUGAACUGAACUACUGACACCUGAACUGAACUACCGGCACCUGAACUGAACUACCGACACCUGAACUGAACUACUGACACCUGAACUGAACUACCGACACCUGAACUGAACUACCGACACCUGAACUGAACUACAGACACCUGAACUGAACUACUGACACCUGAACUGAACUACCGGCACCUGAACUGAACUACCGACACCUGAACGGAACUACUGACACCUGAACUGAACUACCGACACCUGAACUGAACUACCGGCACCUGAACUGAACUACCGACACCUGAACGGAACUACUGACACCUGAACUGAACUACCGACACCUGAACUGAACUACUGACACCUGAACUGAACUACUGACACCUGAACUGAACUACCGACACCUGAACUGAACUACCGGCACCUAAACUGAACUACCGGCACCUGAACUGAACUACCGACACCUGAACUGAACUACUGACACCUGAACUGAACUACUGACACCUGAACUGAACUACCGACACCUGAACUGAACUACCGGCACCUGAACUGAACUACCGGCACCUGAACUGAACUACCGGCACCUGAACUGAACUACCGGCACCUGAACUGAACUACCGGCACCUGAACUGAACUACCGGCACCUGAACUGAACUACCGGCACCUGAACUGAACUACCGGCACCUGAACUGAACUACCGGCACCUGAACUGAACUACCGGCACCUGAACUGAACUACCGACACCAGAACUGAACUACCGACACCUGAACUGAACUACCGACACCUGAACUGAACUACCGACACCUGAACUGAACUACCGACACCUGAACUGAACUACCGACACCUGAACUGAACUACCGACACCUGAACUGAACUACCGACACCUGCACUGAACUACCGGCACCUGAACUGAACUACCGACACCUGAACUGAACAACUGACACCUGAACUGAAAGCUUUACACUUGUUUUUAGAUCAGAGAGAAGACAAAGAUCAUUAGACUAUGAGACCACUCUUAUCUCCAUCGACCAUAUGAAAGAAAUUAUACUAACUAAUUUUUACAUUGUGCUUUUUAACUGUUAACUGCAGAUGUGUGUCGAAUAAAUCUGGAUGAUUUGUAACUAAUAAAGCUAAAAGUCAAUAAA
Coregonus clupeaformis (lake whitefish) is the source of this 5001-nucleotide messenger RNA. Its product is annotated as plakophilin-3. Gene Ontology annotation, cellular component: cytoplasm; nucleus; adherens junction. The coding region runs from base 205 to 3177 and encodes 990 amino acids. The record is from RefSeq and is a predicted model, not a curated record. Gene Ontology annotation, biological process: cell-cell adhesion; cell-cell junction assembly. Gene Ontology annotation, molecular function: cadherin binding. NCBI's taxonomy places the organism in Eukaryota, Metazoa, Chordata, Actinopteri, Salmoniformes, Salmonidae. The transcript has 17 exons.